GAUCCUGAGUCAGCAACACCGGUGCGCACGGAGAGCCCAAACCGGAGCCGGUACCGGUGUUCUUGGAGAGCCCGAAGCGGAGCCGGGACCGGUGUUCUUGGAGAGCCCAAAGCGGAGCCAUCCCGGUGCGUACGGAGAGCCCGAUCGGAUCCACGCCGGUGUGCACGGAGAGCCCGAACCGGAGCCGGUACCGGUGCGCACGGAGAGCCCGAUCGCCCUGGUAACCGAGAUUUUCGAGAAACCGACCGGCCCCAGCCCGCUGCGCACGGAUUGCUCGGACCGGCCCCAUCCCGGUGUGCACGGAGACCCCCCCCCCGGGUCCCUCCCCGGUGUUCCCGGAGCUCCGAACCAGCCCGGUGCCGGUGCCACCCCGGUGGCUGUCGCGCCAUGCGCCCCGCAGCGCUCCCACUGCUCCUGUGCGCCGUGACCAUGCUCGCAGGGCGGCUGCACGCUUCCUUCGAGGUGUUCAUCGAGCCACCGGUGCUGGUGGUGGAGCACGGCGGGGCGGUGCGCCUCAAGUGCAGGACCACGUGCCAGGACCCCAGCGCCACGGGCGACGUGGAGACGUCCUUCUUCAAGCACCGGCUUGAGGCGUCAGGGCAGGGCGAGACGGUGGUGGAGCUGCGUAACAUCACCGAGUGGAGCUCCAACAUCCUCUGCUUCUACUCCUGCAACAAGCAGAGGAAGACGGUGUCGGCCACCCUCAUCGCCUACCGUAAGCGGCUCUGGGGUGGCGCCACCAGCCCCGGUGGCACUGAGCGUCCCCUUCACGCCACGUCUUGUCCCCCCCCAGGUCCCCUGGAGCAGGCGGUGCUGGAGCCAGUGCCGCAGCUGGCGGUGGGCGAGAGCCACAAGCUGGUGUGCCGCGUGCCCCGCGUGGCGCCCGUCCAGAACCUGACGGUGAUCCUGCGCCGCGGUGCCACCACCCUGCACACCGCCACCUUCGAGCACAGAGCUGAGAACAAGCCGCAGGACGUGGAGGUGACGCACGUGGUGACAGCGCGGCGCGAGGACCAGGGGCAGAGCAUCACCUGCCAGGCGCUGCUCGACCUGUGGCCCAGCAACGUCCACUUCAACACCACCUCCUCCCCGCAGGUGCUGGACGUCUACGAUUUCCCUGAGGAUCCCCAGCUGGAGAUGGGUGAGAUCUACCUGGAGACGGAUGAGAAGAUCAACGUCUCCUGCAGCGUCCGGCAUGUCUUUCCGGCGGCGCACUUUGAGCUUUCCCUGGCUGGCCACCCGCUGCCGCUCCAUGUCACCGAGGACGGGCUCCGCGCGGUGGCCGAGGUGUCCCACGCUCAGCAGGGACAAUUUGGGCUGGUUUGCAGCGUGCGGGUGGGACCCAAGGAGCGGCAGCAGCAGGCGUCGGUCCACGUCUACAGCUUCCCCCAGCCACAGCUGAACGUCAGCACCAGUGUCCCCAUGGAGGGGACGGAGGUGACCGGGCGCUGCGUCCUGCCACCCGGGCACUCCCCGGAACUGCAGCUGCAGGUGACAGCGGGUCCCCGCGUCCUGACUGCCUGGGGACCGUCCCCGCUGGCCUUUGCAUGGACGGCGUCGGAGGAGGAUGACAACACCAAGCUGGUCUGUGAGGCCAGGAUGCGUGCAGGCAACAAACCCACAAAGAGGAGCACGCCCGUGGGGCUCAGUGUCACUGCCCUGCCCAGAAUGGACGACAGGAGCUGCCCCCCCAGCCAGAACUGGACGGAAGGGGAGGAGGUGACGCUGCGGUGCCAGGCGCGGGGCAACCCCCGGCCCCAUGUGGCUUGUGACAAGGACGGGACGUCCGUCACCCCCGGGCUGCGGCACGUGGCCACCCGCGCCCACACCGGCACUUUCCGGUGCCGGGCCAGCAACGCGCUGGGCACGGCCGAGCGCAGCAUCACCGUGUGGGUGCAGUACCACGACGUCGACGUGGUGCUCAUUGUGGUGCUGGUGCUGGUGGUACUGGGCGCCCUGGUCAUCGCCGGCGUUGUUUACGGCAUCUACUACCGCAAGAAGAAGAUGCGUGAGUACCAGCUGCAGAAGCAACAGCGGCGCAUGGAGAUGGAGAAGCUGCGCUCAGAGGAGACGGUCGGCAUCAACGGCUCGGCACCGGGGAGCCAACCGUAGCCGCGCCGCUGCCAGAGCUGCCACAGGGAGCGGGCUGAGGGGCACCCCUGGGUGCCGAGCGCCGUGGUGGCACCGGGUGCCAGCGGGGA
Molecule: messenger RNA, 2201 nt
Organism: Cygnus olor (mute swan)
Lineage: Eukaryota; Metazoa; Chordata; Aves; Anseriformes; Anatidae
Gene: ICAM1
Product: intercellular adhesion molecule 1
Exons: 7
Coding region: 388-2112 (574 amino acids)
Biological process (GO): cell-cell adhesion
Cellular component (GO): membrane
Molecular function (GO): integrin binding
Source: RefSeq, a predicted model, not a curated record